Molecule: messenger RNA, 249 nt
Organism: Clonostachys solani
Lineage: Eukaryota; Fungi; Ascomycota; Sordariomycetes; Hypocreales; Bionectriaceae
Source: the annotation of a GenBank genome assembly
ACCGAGGAUUUAACCAUCUACUAUAAUGACUCUAUAGACUCUGAUAACGCCACCGCGGCGCUCACGCUUCUUAAGGAGGUCGCUCAGCGUUGCCCGACUAAGCGUGGGGUUAGUAUGAGCGAGGAGGAGUUCGCUAAAUGCAAGAAACUCCUAAUCAUGUAUUUUCUAGAUAUAUAUAAAACAGACCGUGACGCUUCUAAGGCACUUCUAGGCUCCUGCCUUAAAGGGAAAAAGCUAUUGGAGCGAUAG